CAAGCGAUGAGACGAGCGCGCUUUCCACUCAGUCAGUCAUAUACGUAAAGUCCAGAAAUAUACUUUAUAGUAUCCUUAGACAAGCACAGUUUGGGUAUAAUGAAGUCUUCGAGUUUUAUUCGAUUAUGGAUCGUCCAAAAUUGAGUGGAACUUGCCAAUUGACAAGGAUGCAUCUUGGGAGAUGAUCAUCCCAAAAUAUGAACGAUAAGGAUUCCAGAUCAUCCCUAGAGAAUGGCAAACAAAGUGUUGGCAACGAUUCAAGACCCUCCAAGAGAAACAGUGGAUUGUUUUCCUUUUUCAAGUGGCUCAAGCCUUCAGGGAGUGUCUCGCGCGAAUCUUUAAAUUCGGACAAAACGAACAAUUCCAGCAGUUGUGAAAGUCUUAGUUCCGUGCAGAGUUCUGGUACUGUUGCGUCUUUUUCGUUCGUGGAUCCUAGUGCGUAUUCGAAUAAUUUAACGGGCAAAAAUAUCCCUCAAUCCCCGGAGACGGACACGUAUAAAGCGAGAAUCAAACAAAGGGAUCACAGGAGAGAAAAAGAUAAAAACUUGACGCUGAGGAAAAAAUACAAUCUCUUCUUCAGCAGAGAUACAAUUCUGAAAAACAUUUCGACGACUGAUGAAAAUACUAAAAGUUUACCACUAAUGACGAAGCCUGCACUCAAGGAAGAAUCUAAAGAGGAAGGAUUUCACAGACGGACCAAUAGUGACUCAUCGAAGGUGAAAAAAGCUGGUGCCUAUCUUCACGUUAAGGGAAAGAGGAAAGCACCUCAACCUCCUGGGAAUUCUGAUUAUUCCACUGCUAGUUUGAGGAAGAGCAACAAACGAUUGGCUCCACCACCCCCUGGGCCAAAUUCAGAAUCUCCAAAACUUGGAUCAACCGUUUCGGAAACAUCGAUCGAAGAUAUAAGAACAACAUGUGAAACUCAAUCGCAAAUAACCAAAACGGUAGAAUAUCAAACUAGAACAUCUAUAUUCAAUUUCAAAGAACUAUCUUCUUAUCAAGAAUCGAAAUCAGUUGUGUCAGAAAACAACCAGAAUACAGCACUCGAGAAGAAUAAAAACAAAUUUCCUUCGUCAACUAGCAGUAUUGUCGAAUCACAAAGUAGCUUGGAUAUAAUCUCCAAUGAUUCUCUAAAAUUAGAUCAUGGUAUCCUCAAACCUGUGAAGGACGAGGAGCAGAAUAUCUACUCCGAGUGUUCCCCAUUUUCCUCGAAGGAACCUGCAGACGAUUCCAAACCUUGGUACAAGAGACACGAAUCAACAGCACAUUUGAAAAGAGAAUUUUUCAAAACUUCACACGAUAGUAAGUAUGAGCCCAUAGAAGUUCUACCUGAAGUUUCCUUCAACCGAAAUUCAACCAUCGAUUUAUGCCCCAACAAACCGAAAGAAGUAGUUAAAAAAGAAGAAAAAUUCGAGAAAAAGAAAGAAGAUAAGAGAAAAUCCGGAGUCUCACUCCUGGCAAAUAUAAGCGAAUUGGAUAGAGAAGCAGCUGAAAUAUUACAAAAGGAAAAAAUGAAUAACGUAGGUAAUUUCCAAGAGAUACCGGAGUUCAUGAAACCAAAAGAUGAAAAUAAGUCGGAUACCGACACCUGGGUUUCUCCAAAAAGAAGAUCGGCAAGGGAUUUGAUAGCCAAAUUCAACGCGAUUACCAAUGUGACGAAAGCCACUGUAAAUACAGCCUUUUUUGGAUCGACCCAGAAGAGGGAUUACUUUGGAAAAUCCUCAUCGAAGGACGCAAAGAAAAAACAAGAAACCUUAUUGGAAUCUCAUAAAAAACGAUUGGAGAUGAUAGAUAAUAAAAUCAAUAGCGAAAAAAAGCCUACUAUGGCUCCAUUAAUGAAAUCUGAAAGUGCCAGUAUUGUUAAGAAGCCUGACACUCCUAAGAGUGAAAGGAAAAGUUGGAACUGCCCGAAAUGUUACGUGGAAAACGAAUAUUGGAGAAUAAUUUGUCAUGUUUGCUCGGCCAUCAAACCCUAUUUUGAUGAUUUAUCUGCCAGUCCAAAUUUGAAGAAAAGCGAUAAAAGUUUCCUCAACAAAGACGCUAAUCAAAAUCAGUAUGAACGUAUUCUGGAAAGAUCGAAGACCCAAAUAGGUUUUUCAGCUCUCAGCAGUUUGAAUUCGAGCGCAAACAAGAAAAGUGAAAUAUACGGCAGUGGAUCUAGUGAAAGUACUAUUCGAAUUCAGGACAAGAAGGAAGAAAGAGAAAAACUGAAGAAAAUGCUGAUUGAAAUGAAGAACUCUCUACCAAAAAAGACUUACCAGAGUAAAGUAUCAGGUAGACAGCAAAUCAUCACCGAAAAACCGGAAUUAGAAGUGAAAAAAAUUGAAACUAAAGAAGUUCCUCUCUACAUCGAAUCGUCCGAUACUGAUAACGAAGAAGUUGAAGACACUCCUUCUGAAACACCAUCAGGAAGCAUACAACAAUAUGAGAAGAAAGAAGAUAAUAUCGAAGAAAAAGUUGCAUCUAUAUUGAUAGGCACCAAAGAAACCAUUUACGAAAACAUAAAAGUGAAGAGAACCUCCGAUCCUAAACCCAUAAAGGUUUCCUCUUCCGUUCAAACUACCUCAGUUAUUUCAAAACCCCCAGAGCCAUCCAAGAGAGUCAACAUAACAACAAUGGUGAAAAAAAAAAACAGCUUCGAGCCUAUGAAAGUGGAAGAUUUUGAAGAUAUUUACAGUGAUAAAGAUGGAAGUUCGGCUGCAAGGAUUUACGCCAAUUUGGCUCAGAAUGAUGAGCUGAGUUUAUUCUUCAAUAUGCCGAAAAAUCUCACCGAAAUGAAGAACACUCUGAGCAAGAUGAAGUUGCAGAAUAAGAACAAGGAUACUAUUGAAAUUAAUAGGUUGUUGCGAAGGUUAGAAGUAGCAAUUGCUAGAGGUGAGUUGACCCAAGCUGCUGAUUUCGCCAAAGAAUUGGCCCAUCUCAGAGUCAACUGCUCUGUGAUACGUCAAAAAUCGAGUUCAGAAGAGAAGGAAAUCAAUAAAGAUGGAUUCAGUGUUGAUAUGUACGUUGAGGAUAAAGUUUCUCACAGAGGACCCUUCCCAUUUCAAGUCAGAGCAGAACAAACAGUAGGAGAGUUGAAGAGACAAGUAGAGAAAGAAUUUGAGAUACCAAUCAAUGUGCAGAGAUGGAUAUUGGGCAAGGAACUUGCAACAGACGAUUCUGCUACCCUCAAAGACAACAAUAUAACCGAUGGAUGUCCAAUAUUCUUAUAUUUGGUUGCACCAGAUUCAACUAUAAAUGAAAAUCAAGAGAAGCUCCCGAAGAAAGUAGAUGAGCCAUCUUCUUCUUCACAAAAUCUAAAAACUGAAACUCGUCCCCCUCCCAAAGAGGAAGAAAAACCCAUAGAAAAGAAGAAAGACGAACCGGCUAGACUUUACCCAGAAAUAAAUGUAUCCAAAACAGAAAUAUAUUCGGAAAAAUCUGGAGCUAUACCAAAAACCAAUGGACCGAAAAUAAUCAACGCAAUUCCUAAGGCUGUCGAAUCCAUGCCACGAACUGAAGAAAAGACUUCUGAUACUAGUCAAAAUUUGGAAAAAACCAAGGUUGAUAACAAACCGGAAAAACAUAACUUCAACGAAGUUGUCACUCAAACGGUGACGACAGCCUUGUUUGCUCCCGAUUUGGAAAAAGACAAGAUCGAAGAUUUUGAGGAUUACGAUGUCAAAACUCUGAAGCCAAAUAAAGAGCUGAAAGAAUGGGAAUGCCAUCUAUGUACUUUGUUGAAUCCUUUGAAUAGUAACGUAUGUGGAGUUUGUGCUACUGUCCGUCAAAUCCCCCCUGAAAAAGUAGAAAGGAAAAAUUUAAACACAAAAUCAUCUGCAUCUCAGGAAACUGGACAAAGUGGACAAACUUAUCUGCAACUGAUGAAUUUGGACAAUGAGGAGAUUGUUCACAAUACUGAAACCUUCGAGUGUGUAGUGUGCUUCAACGAAGUACCUCCAAAAGAGGGAGUGACGUUAAGAGAAUGUCUGCACCAAUUUUGUAAGGAGUGUGUGAGGCACACAGUGGAAUUCAGUGAAGAAGCGGAAAUCAGGUGCCCAUAUAGGGAUAAUCAAUACUCCUGCAAUAUAGCUCUUCAAGAUAGAGAAAUAAAAGCCUUGGUAUCUAAAACUGUAUACGAUCAACAUUUGGCUAAGUCAGUGGCACAGGCGGAAAAUAAAAUAGACAAAUCGUUCCAUUGUAAAACGCCGGACUGUAGAGGUUGGUGCAUUUUCGAAGAUAAUGUCAACGACUUCAGGUGUCCUGUGUGCAGAAAAGUCAACUGUUUGACAUGCCAGGCAAUCCAUAUGGGUUUGAAUUGCAAACAGUACCAACAGCGUAUGACUGAAGAGUCGGAGAGUGACGAAAAUGCCAAGCAGACCAGGGAAAUGCUAGACAAAAUGGUGAAAAACGGUGAGGCCUUAAAAUGCCCAACGUGCAACGUAAUAAUGAUGAAGAAAUGGGGCUGUGAUUGGUUGAGAUGUUCCAUGUGCAAGACUGAAAUCUGCUGGGUCACCAGAGGCCCCAGAUGGGGACCUGGUGGAAAGGGUGAUACCUCAGGAGGCUGCCAGUGUGGUGUGAACGGUGUCAAAUGCCAUCCGAAAUGCAAUUAUUGCCAUUGAAGGACAUAUUCAAAUAUUUUCACAUUUUCGAAAUGAGUACUUAUUACACUGGACAAAAAGUAACCAUGCUGACAUUCAAAAAUUUUCAUUUUGCCCAGAGCCGUAUCUAGGUACUAUUGCGCCUGUGGCAAUAUCUUAGACAGCGCCCCCCAUUUUCGAAGAUUUUUUUUCAUCGAUUAUAUUUUCUUAUAGUA
Molecule: messenger RNA, 4795 nt
Organism: Harmonia axyridis
Lineage: Eukaryota; Metazoa; Arthropoda; Insecta; Coleoptera; Coccinellidae
Exons: 8
Coding region: 198-4601 (1467 amino acids)
Biological process (GO): protein linear polyubiquitination; proteasome-mediated ubiquitin-dependent protein catabolic process
Cellular component (GO): LUBAC complex
Molecular function (GO): ubiquitin-protein transferase activity; ubiquitin binding
Source: RefSeq, a predicted model, not a curated record